GGUCCGAUUUAGACCUCGAAGAUCGCCCCAAACCCAUUCGUUUCGCUCUCCUAUCGUGCCCGUGCGGCUUCACUUGUCCAAAUCCGUGCCUAGUCGUGAUAUCUGGGUGUGAUGAUACUCUGUCGAAUCGAGAUCCCUUUAGCGCCAUACCAGAGAUAAGCCAUUUGAGGGUUGGAAACUGUCGUGAUUUUGGAAGACACCUCUUUGGAUUUUUGGAUACCCGGACACAGUUGGUUUUAUGAGAGCUCGCUUGGGCGCACGAUUGGAAGGACGAUAGUUGGUUUCUGUGGAAUUGUUUAGGUGGAGGAUUCAUAUACCGCCAAGAUGAUGUCCAGAAGCCAGUCGAGCUUGGGCUUCAUGGACGCCGGGAGGGAUGAUUCCUUUGCGUCAGGCGCUCAACCUGGACAUCAAGCGCCACCGUCCAAUUCGGGUCCCAUAAACCUGUCAGGUUUGGUGUGCAAUGUGCGCCGAACAACUGGCAGGGAACCGCAUCCGUUGGUCGGGGCCACCACGACUAUCCUGGGCGAUAAGCUUUACGUGUUCGGUGGUCGUGUCCUGUCUAAAAGUCGCCCGCAAUUGACGUCGGACAUAUACGAGCUGGACUUGAUCCGGCGUCACUGGACGAAGAUCGAGACCACCGGCGACAUCCCCCGUCCGCGGUACUUCCACAGUGUCUGCGCUCUGGGUGAUCAUAAGUUGGUGUGCUAUGGCGGCAUGUCGCCUGCACUGAACGUGUCAAAGGAGCCCGCCAGUAAUGGCUCAGGUGGACAGGAAGCACAGCCAGAAGUGGUGGUCAUGUCUGAUAUUCACAUUUUCGAUGUACCAUCUCGGACAUGGACCCGUGUCCCUGCCACAGACUCGCCUCAGGGACGUUAUGCACACUGCGCGACCAUUUUGCCUUCGAGUGCCCAUUUCACCUCAGCCACUGCUCCACUUUCUGCAAUUCACCACAACCCCGCGUCGUCAAAUCCGAACCAGGGAUCGAUCGGGGUGGAUAUCGACGGAUUUGGAGGGGCGGAAAUGGUGGUUGUAGGAGGGCAAGAUAGCUCCAACCACUAUAUCGAACAGAUUAGCGUGUUUAACCUACGUAGCCUGAAGUGGACCAGUACCACUCACCUGGGGCGAAGCUGCGGUGCCUAUCGGAGUGUGGUUGCUCCCUUGGUAGGCAUGAAUGUUUCCGACAUCGGGUCUGCCGCAGACGAUGGUGAGGCGCAGGAGCCGUUAGAAGAAGAUUCGCAGGUCGAGGGCUGUCCGAUGUUGGUCUAUUCUAACUACAACUUCCUGGAUGUGAAGCUGGAGCUUCAGGUGCGCCUCCCCGAUGGUCGCCUGAUCGAGAAGCCCAUGCAGAGCCAGGCGUCGCCUCCUGGCUUGAGGUUCCCCAACGGAGGAGUCAUCAAUGGCCAUUUCGUCGUGAGCGGAACCUACCUGACUUCGUCGAAGCAAGAAUACGCGCUCUGGGCCCUCGACCUGAGAACCCUUACCUGGGGUCGCAUUGAUGCCGGCGGCUCUGUGUUCGGACAUGGCAGUUGGAACCGUGGAAUUCUGUGGCCGAGAAGGAACACCUUUGUUAUUCUGGGUCACCGGAAGCGCAGCUUGGUCGAGGACUACAACCAUCGUCGCAUCAACUUCUCCCAUGUGUGUAUGGUCGAGCUGGAAGCGUUUGGGCUCUACAACAAUGCGUGCCGGACCACGCCCACAUCGGGAUACAUCUCAUACAGCGCCCCGGCAGUCCCUGCAUCAAUGCAGCACAAAUUAACCAAAUUAACCUCGGGCGGACGGCCGUUUACCUCCGCGUCCGACGAACUAGGCAGACUCGCCCAGUCUCUGCCUGAAAUGGCCGAUAUGGAACUACAGGCGGUUGGAGGCGAGCGCAUCCCUGUGAACUCACGCAUUCUGACUCGCAGAUGGGGCCCUUACUUUAUCCAGCUUCUGCGCGAGUCCUGUGAUAGCGGGAUCGCCGAGACUGCAACAUUACGUCCAGCGGUUGCCAUGUAUCCCAGUCGCAACUCGAGCAUCACGAUCACCCCGUCACUGGGGCAAAACAGCAAUUAUUCCAAUUCCAGCACUCUUGUCAGCAACCGCUCAGUCACCUCAAAGUCCUUGUUAGCGAACCUUGAGAUACCCUCUGCGCAUAGCCUUUCCCCUACCUCUCGUCCUCGUGUGCUUUACCUCCCCCAUACCGUCCUCACUCUUCAAGUCCUCGUCUACUAUUUCUACACCUCGUCUCUCCCCCCCGCCGGCUCACCCCUCUGUACUCCGCAAAUCCUCUGCUCCCUCCUCCAACUCGCCCGCCCCUACCAAGUCGACGGCCUCCUCGAAGCCACCGUCGAGCGCCUCCACCAAGUUCUCGACGGAAGAAACGCCGCUGCCGUCUUCAACGCCGCUGCGAUGGCCGCCGGCGGUGGCCGAGGCACCGGCUUCACAAGUGGCCCCGGCGGCACCCUGGAAGCGCUGAACGGCGCCCACGCCGGCAACGAAUCCUCCGGUACCGGAACCACCACCUCCCAGAGCCACCUCACAUCCGAUUCCUCCGACACCGAACACGGCACCUCCGCCCUCUCCGUGGCCAGCAGCGCCAGCGGCGUGAUGGGCUCACGCGGCAUCCCCCUUCGCAUCAACACCAACAUCUUCAGCCGCCGGCACCGCAGCAACGCCGGCGUAGACCGCGACCGUGAAGACUCUAUGAGCAAUGCCAGUGUUUCCACCUCCGCCUCCACCAACACCAGCUUCGACCACUCCGACUCCGAAAUGGGCGGCGACCCCACCCGUCCGUCCCACCACCGCCGCAACACGGACGCAGAAUUUCGUCCCGAACGCGAGAUCUGGACCGGCGACCUCAGCAGUGUCAUCGGUCUUCAGAAGCGCGGUCUCCGCGGUCUCAUGGAAGGUCGUCGUCUCCGGGAACGCAACACCAAACCUGCUGGCGCAGCGGAUCAUGUUGCAACUGCUACUGCUGCUGCUGCUCCACCGCCUGGUGCGUAGAUUUCUCAAAGCCAUAUACAUCCAUGUACAGUUUCAGUCGCGGGAAUGGAAGGAACAGGAGAAAGAGAAAGAGGGGAAGAGGAAAGGGAGAAUAAUGAUGAACGAUGAACGAUGAUGUGAUA
Molecule: messenger RNA, 3104 nt
Organism: Aspergillus eucalypticola CBS 122712
Lineage: Eukaryota; Fungi; Ascomycota; Eurotiomycetes; Eurotiales; Aspergillaceae
Product: putative regulatory protein Ral2
Exons: 1
Coding region: 325-2982 (885 amino acids)
Biological process (GO): cell redox homeostasis
Cellular component (GO): mitochondrion; cytosol
Molecular function (GO): protein binding
Source: RefSeq, a predicted model, not a curated record